Molecule: messenger RNA, 2649 nt
Organism: Cryptomeria japonica (Japanese cedar)
Lineage: Eukaryota; Viridiplantae; Streptophyta; Pinopsida; Cupressales; Cupressaceae
Product: disease resistance protein RPV1-like
Exons: 8
Coding region: 1-2649 (882 amino acids)
Biological process (GO): defense response
Molecular function (GO): protein binding; ADP binding
Source: RefSeq, a predicted model, not a curated record
AUGGCCCAGCUGGAGGUUUAUGUGAGAAGAGCACGUAGUAAGACACAUAAGACUUAUCCUGUGGGUAAUUCGGUAGAGGUUAUUACAGUGGAAACUUUAGAGGAAGGAAGCCCUAUGGAGGAUGAAAUCCAAGAAAAAUUUGAUGAGGAUAAACUAGCAAAUCUUGCUUUUGUGGCACAACAAUUUCAAGAAACUGUUGGAGAUAUUCCUCAACAAUUUGAAGAAACUGUUGGAGAUAUUCCUGAGCACUUCGAAGCUCAGUUGGUGAAGAAGGUGGUGAACGACAUAAUCAAGACACUGGACAGGGUACCCUUAGAAGUUGCGAAAUACCCAGUGGGAUUGGAAACCGUGAAAAAGGCUGUCAUUCAGAAAUUGCAUCUCGAUUCAGCCCAAACAGUGAUUAAAGUUGGAAUAUGGGGAAUAGGUGGUAUUGGCAAGACCACCGUUGCAAAGGCCGUGUACAAUGAAGUCUAUGGUAGUUUCAAUGCUACUUCCUUUGUAUUUAAUGUCCGCUCCACUAGCCUUACAAAAUUGCAGGGACAAAUUCUCAAAGAUUUGAUCAACUAUGAGAAAGAACCACCAUGUGUUGAAGAGGGCAAAUUUUUAUUGAGACAUCGUUUGCGAGGAAUACGUAUUCUUGUCAUUUUGGAUGACGUGGAUGAUCGCGUGCAAUUAGAUGCCUUAGCUGGGCUUUGGCUGUCCCGUGGCAGCCGGUUAAUCAUAACUUCUAGAGAUAAACACAUUCUCAAUGCUGCUCAGAUCUCAUUGGAAUACAUUUUCCAGAUAAGCGGAUUGCAGAAAACUGAAGGUCUCCAGUUGUUUUGUUGGCAUGCCUUCCUCAAACCUUCCCCAAUUCCCAGCUACGAAGAUCUCUCCAAAAGAAUAGUGGAGGCUUGCAAGGGCCAUCCUCUCUCCCUGGAAGUUAUUGGGGCCUUCUUAUAUGGUAAGCAAAAUGACACAGAUAUUGAGUGCUGGAAAGAAACUCUUGACAACAUUGCAAUCAAUAGGGACAUUUUUAAAACACUCAAGAUCAGUUAUAGUGGUCUUAGUGCUGAGGAAAGAGAAAUAUUUUUGGAUGUCGCUUGCUUUUUCAUUGGGGAAGGCACAACUAAUCCCAUUCUUUUCUGGAAAUUCAUGUACAAGAAUGUGCACACAACUAUCACUAAUCUUUCAAUGAAGCUGCUUAUAAAAAUAGACGAGAAAGGUGUGUUUGAUAUGCAUGACCUCGUCCGGGAUAUGGGUAGAAUCAUUGCCGAAAAAGGUAAAACUCGGCAAUGGCAGAUGACCCAGUCGAGCAGCUUAGUCGACAUUGUUAGCAAUAUCAAUAAGUCUGGCCUUCAUCUCUAUAAAUGUUAUCCAGGAUGGCGUAAAAUGUUGUGCACACCUAGUCUUCGCUAUCUUCAUUUGGAGCAUGUGCAAAUAGAAGAUAACAUGGAAAGUUUUCAUGCAAAUUUGAGAUGGCUAAGGGUAGAUUCUUGCUCUAUUUCAAGUACGAAACAUAGCUCAAAUUUAUUCAAGGAGGCAAAUUUAGCACUAAAGAAGAAAUGCACAUCUGUUGUGCGAAGCAAAUCGCAAUUGAGGAUCUUGGACAUCACUGAUUGCAGUUCCUUAGAAAAGCUCCCUGACACUAUUGGUAAUUUGACAGAGUUGCAGUCCUUGAAAUUGUGUAGAUUUCAGAUGUUGACAUGUAUCCCUAACACCAUCGCCAACCUCUCACAACUGCUAUACUUGAAUUUGACUUACUGUGAAAAUUUAAGUUACCUUCCUGAAACCAUUGGUAAUUUGUCACAGCUCCAGUACUUGAAUUUGACUUACUGUAAAAAUUUAAGUCACCUUCCUGACACCAUUGGUAAUUUGUUACAGCUGCACAUUGGCAAGCUAUCGCAGUUGAAGCAAUUAAGUCUGAGCUGGUGCGAAAGAUUGCAGAGCCUUCCUGAAAGCAUUAGCAACUUGUCAAAGCUGGAAAGGUUGGAUUUGCUGAGUUGUAGUUCUGCAUGGAAGUCAAUUCCUUUUGCCUUUUUGAUCCAGCCAAAACUAACCCUUUUAGGAUUACCUCUCCGGCUGGAAGAGUGUCGGAGAUUUUUAACGGAGAAUCAAGAUCAAAUAAUGCAGCGGAUAGCACGAGAUUCUAGUCAAGAUGCCCCAUCAUUUGUUAGGCAUGCACUUGGUAGACUGGGUGCAUCUAUUUGUGGUUAUGAGCAUACAAAUUCUCAACCUACUACUGUUGCACAUCCUACUACCCCACCCCACCAUACAACAGUUGGUCAGGAUACACCUCCUCCUCCUAUUUAUACAUUAGUUGAUCGACCCAUAGUACCUAGUAUUGGAUUUUUGGGGAUGUUGACUACCAUGCUUAUGGAACCAGACAGUGAGGGGGAUCAUGUUGCAGUGGGCUCCUUGCAUGAUUUUGACAUCAACAGGAUCAGACCAGCCUUACAUGCUGCAGGAGAGGCACAGGGGAUGAUGUUUGAGGAUUUGCACAUUGCCACCAACCUUGUUCAUCAUGAGACACAGGAUGCACCACUAUCAUGUAGGUUGAGCUUCUCAUCACAUAGACGUCCUAGAAUCCUGCAUGCACAUGGUGGUGAUGUUAGAGACUCUUCAAAGGUGCAUGGAUCGGGACAUGUUUCAGGACAAGGCCUCGAGUGA